This is a messenger RNA of Haliaeetus leucocephalus (bald eagle), 1142 nucleotides long. RefSeq names its product prolyl 4-hydroxylase, transmembrane (endoplasmic reticulum) (gene P4HTM). Gene Ontology annotation, molecular function: procollagen-proline 4-dioxygenase activity; calcium ion binding; L-ascorbic acid binding. Gene Ontology annotation, cellular component: endoplasmic reticulum. Gene Ontology annotation, biological process: peptidyl-proline hydroxylation to 4-hydroxy-L-proline. Bases 1 to 1134 code for a protein of 377 amino acids. The transcript is spliced from 7 exons. The record is from RefSeq and is a predicted model, not a curated record. NCBI's taxonomy places the organism in Eukaryota, Metazoa, Chordata, Aves, Accipitriformes, Accipitridae.
AUGGGCUCCCACUCUGACAGUUCCUCAGUCUCUGUUGCUGCUCACACUUUUGCUGCAGAAAUUCCUGACUUCCUGACGGAGGAAGAGUGCAAGCUCAUCGUCCAUCUGGCACAGCUGAAGGGGCUGCAGAAGAGCCAGAUCCUACCAACGGAUGACUAUGAGGAAGCCAUGGAAAUGAUAGAAAUCAGCCAGAUGGACAUUUUCAAUCUGCUGGACCACAAUCAGGAUGGGCAGCUGCAGCUCAAAGAGGUGUUGACCCACACCCGGCUUGGGAAUGGCAGGUGGAUGACCCCCGAAAACAUCCGGGAGAUGUACACUGCAGUCAAGGCUGAUCCUGAUGGGAACGGUGUGCUGAGUUUGGAGGAGUUCAAACGAUUGAAUAUCCGUGAUUUCCACAAGUACAUGGGAAGCCAGAAAGUGAAGAUGAGUGACUUGGUGCGCAACAGCCAGCACACCUGGCUGUACCAGGGCGAGGGGGCACACCAGGUCAUGAGAGCCAUACGGCAAAGGGUAAUGCGCCUGACUCGCUUGCCCCCCGAGAUUGUGGAGCACAGCGAGCCCCUCCAGGUUGUGCGGUACGACCAAGGAGGGCACUACCAUGCCCACAUGGACAGUGGCCCCGUCUUCCCCGAGACCGCCUGCAGCCACACGAAGCUGGUCGCCAAUGAAAGCGCUCCGUUUGAGACCUCCUGCCGGUAUGUGACAGUGCUGUUCUACCUGAACAAUGUGACUGGGGGAGGUGAAACAGUCUUUCCUAUAGCUGAUAACAGGACGUACGAAGAGAUGUCUUUGAUCCAGAACGACGUUGACCUGCGAGAUACUCGGAAAAACUGUGACAAGGGCAAUUUGCGAGUGAAACCUCAGCAAGGCACUGCUGUCUUCUGGUACAACUACCUGUCAGAUGGAGAAGGCUGGGUGGGGGAGCUGGACGACUUCGCCCUGCACGGGGGCUGCCUGGUCACCCAAGGCACCAAGUGGAUCGCCAACAACUGGAUCAACGUGGACCCCAACCGCCGGCGGCAGCUGCAGUUCCAGCAGGAGAUGGAGCGCUACGCGGGGGCGGAGGCCGGGGCCGGAGCCCCGGGCGAGUGGACAGUGGAUAAAGCCUACAGCGGGGUGCACCUGGAGCUGUAGGGUCGGGG